Messenger RNA from Xiphophorus hellerii (green swordtail), 1265 nucleotides. RefSeq lists its product as uncharacterized. The record is from RefSeq and is a predicted model, not a curated record. The coding region runs from base 109 to 969 and encodes 286 amino acids. NCBI's taxonomy places the organism in Eukaryota, Metazoa, Chordata, Actinopteri, Cyprinodontiformes, Poeciliidae. The transcript is spliced from 4 exons.
CAGAAACGACAGUAGGUGGCGCUGUUUUCGCUUCAUAACUAACAGUGGCGCUUAAUUUUAUUUAAAAUUAGAGCAAGUUGAUCGUUUCUCCGCAGGUGGAGCGCUCGGAUGGAGGCAGAGCCGGAGGACCAGGAGGAGGAAGAGGCGGCUGCCGCCAUGCUGUGGUCCAUCCAGGAGGCUCUGGAGAGGCAGACCCAGCAGAUCGGAGCGUCGGCCUGCGGGGCCACAGCGGUGGUGGACGUCCUGAAGGCCCUCGGAGUGGAUGUUGCGCCGGAAGAAGCUGACCGCUGCGUCCAGACCCGCCUGAGGAGGAACGAGUCUCCGCUGCCAGACUACCUGCUGUCCCGCAGCGAAGCAGCGACCGGUCAUGUUUACCUUCGUCCAGGUGCGACUCACGCUCAGCUGAUCCGAGGCGCUCAGGAGGCCAGCGGCGGGAAGGCCGUCGGCCGCUUCUUCCACCUUUAUCCACGGCGGCGCGUCAGGUUGGUUUCCUGGCUCGCACGCUGGAUCAGGAAGGGCGCCGUUCCCGUGGCGACCAUGAACAUGCAGGUGGCCGUGCCCGAUGGCGAGGAGGUGCCCGACGCUUGGCACCAUCAGCUCAUAUUUGGAGUGGCGCCCAGAGCCGUUUUUAUGACCAACCCUUUGGAUGUAGUCGGUGAGGUCGAAGUUCACCAGCGACUCUGCAGCCAGUCGGUGCUGCUGGUUCGUCGGGAAGACGUUCUGCAGAGAUUAACGCCCGACGGUCCGCCGUCCGACCUCUCCCAGAUUCAGUCGGACCCGCGCUGGUGGAAGCUGGACGUCGAGGGUCAAGUGAGGCGGAUGAUGUUAGAGGAAGAGCUGGAGGACGGGCCCAGGACGGCUCACGUCAGCAUCCCCGCAGCGUACAGUUCAGGGGUCACGCUGUUUGCGCUGACGGGUUCAGACGUGGCUCAGCAGCUCCUCAAGGCUCCUGAACUUCCUCUGCUGUGACGACGGAAAAACCGACUGGAGAAAUGCUGGAAAGGAAAGCAGCUCUCUGAUUGUUCUCCUCCAGUCAGCUGGAACGCUGAUUAUCUCAGUUCAUUUAUUUAUUUCAGAAGCAAUAAAAGCUUCAACUCCAUCUUAGUUAUGAGACUGAAAUAUGGAGUUGGAGUUAGUGAGCUUCGGUUCAUUUUCUGCUCCGUUUCUUCCACUAAAGAUGUAGAAAUGUCGCAUCUUCUGCUGUUUCUCCGUCAUGUUUUACAUGUAAUAUUGUUACAAUACUAAUAAUAAAUGUUUUUGUGGAA